Molecule: messenger RNA, 750 nt
Organism: Geodia barretti
Lineage: Eukaryota; Metazoa; Porifera; Demospongiae; Tetractinellida; Geodiidae
Source: the annotation of a GenBank genome assembly
AUGCAGCUAGAAGGAAAAACCGCCCUGGUAACCGGGUCCGGCCGCAAUAUCGGCCGUUCCAUCGUGCUUGCCCUGGCCAGGGAGGGCGCGGACGUAGUGGUGAACGCACGAUCCAACCGCGAGGACGUGGAGUCGGUGGCGGCCGAGGUUCGGGAACUGGGCCGGCAGGCCCUGCCAAUCUUGGCCGAUGUGGGCAACCGCGAGGAGCUGGAACAAUUGCUUGACCAGACCCUGUCUGAGUUCGGCCAUCUGGACAUCGUGAUUAACAAUGCCUCUGUGCGCCCCCACAAGCCCUUCACCGAGAUGAGCUAUGAUGACUGGCGUGGAGUUCUGGCGACCGACCUGGACUCGGCAUUCAUCACUUCGCGGGCCGCGGUACCAGGGAUGCUGGAGCGAGGCUGGGGCCGGAUUAUCAACCUGGGCGGGCUGCAGGCCCACCAGGGCCGUCACGGAGGGGCACACAUCUCUGCCUCCAAGGUUGGACUGGUGGGUUUCACCCGGGCCCUGUCCACCGAGUUGGGGCCCAAUGGCAUUCGGGUAAACUGCGUGGUGCCUGGAAUGAUAGAUACCUCUCGUGACGGCGGAAACGCGCCUCGCACCGGCAACCGCCUGGCUGACAUUCCGGCGGGCCGAAUGGGCAGCACCGACGAUAUCGCCAAUCUGUGCCUGUUCCUUUGCACCGAUGCCGGUGAUUACAUUUCCGGACAAACGAUUCACGUCAAUGGCGGUGAACGCACCUUCGGCGGAUAG